GCGGCGGCCAUGGAGGAGCCGGUCCGGGCGGCUCCGUCCCCGGAGGUAACGGCGGCGAGGAAGCAGCAGGGGGUGAAACGGCAUCACCACAAGCACAACCUGAAGCAUCGCUACGAGCUGCAGGAGACCUUGGGCAAAGGCACCUAUGGCAAAGUGAAGCGGGCCAUCGAGAGGUUCUCCGGCAGAGUGGUUGCAAUAAAAUCCAUUCGUAAGGACAAAAUUAAGGAUGAACAAGAUAUGGUUCACAUCAGACGGGAGAUUGAGAUCAUGUCAUCCCUCAGCCACCCUCAUAUCAUCACCAUAUACGAAGUGUUUGAAAAUAAAGAUAAGAUUGUGAUCAUCAUGGAGUAUGCAAGUAAAGGAGAGUUGUAUGAUUACAUCAGCGAGCGGCGGCGAUUGAGCGAAAGAGAGACAAGACACUUCUUCAGGCAAAUAGUGUCUGCUGUGCAUUACUGCCACAAGAACGGUGUUGUCCACAGGGACCUAAAAUUGGAAAACAUUCUUCUUGAUGACAAUUUUAAUAUUAAGAUUGCUGAUUUUGGACUCUCCAACCUUUAUCAUAAAGACAAGUUUCUGCAGACCUUUUGUGGAAGCCCACUGUAUGCUUCCCCUGAAAUAGUCAAUGGACGGCCUUACAGAGGCCCAGAGGUUGACAGCUGGGCCCUUGGUGUUUUGCUUUAUACUCUGGUUUAUGGAACGAUGCCCUUUGAUGGCUUCGAUCACAAAAACCUCAUCAGGCAGAUCAGCAGUGGAGAAUAUCGGGAGCCAACACAGACCUCAGAUGCUCGUGGUCUCAUCAGAUGGAUGCUGAUGGUGAACCCUGAGCGCCGAGCAACCAUUGAAGACAUUGCCAACCACUGGUGGGUGAACUGGGGCUACAAGAGCAGUGUCUGUGACUGUGAUGCCAUGAGGGACUCCGAGUCCCCGCUGCUGGCAAGGUUCAUCGAUUGGCAUCACCGUUCUACCGGCCUCCAGCCAGAGACUGAUACCAAAAURAAGUGCCUUUCUAAGCCCAAAGGUCCUGAAGUCACACUAGAGAGACAGAGGUCUCUGAAAAAAUCAAAAAAGGAAAAUGACAUUGCACAGUCCAUCCAGGAAGGAGGAGCUGAAAAUGCAACCAAAUCGACCUCCAAGAGACCCAAAGGCAUCCUGAAGAAAAGGAGCAACAGUGAACAUCGCUCCCACAGUGCCGGUUUCAUUGAAGGAGUUGUCAGCCCAGURUUACCCUCUGCUUUUAAGCUGGAGCAGGAGUUGUGUAGGACUGGCGUGGCCAUUAAAAGUGUUGUAGAGGGAGAAGUGGCUGGCAAAUAUGGCACUAAGCAGUCUUCACUAAUGCCAAAAAAAGGAAUCCUAAAGAAGACUCAGCAGAGGGAGUCUGGCUAUUACUCCUCUCCAGAAAGAAGCGAAUCUUCUGAACUCUUGGACAAUAAUGAUGAGACAGUAAACGGUGACACUUCUCCAGGGGUCACAGAGMCAUCCAGAAAUGGCUCCUACAGCCAUUCCUGCAGGCGUAAGGGCAUCUUGAAACACAACAGCAAGUAUUCYAGCAACAGCACUGAGCCUGCUUUGAUCAGCCCUGACACACCAACGCUGGAAGCCAUGGAAGAAAUGGUCUUGCCUGGGGACGCGUUACCUCGCAGUUACAGUCGCCCUUCCAGCRUCAUUAGUGACGACAGUAUUUUGUCCAGUGACUCAUUUGAUUUGCUGGAUUUGCAAGAGAACAGGCCAAACAGGCAGAGAAUACGGAGCUGUGUCUCUGCUGAAAAUUUCCUCCAGAUCCAAGACUUCGAAGGACUCCAGAACCGCCCACGGCCACAGUAUCUAAAGCGUUACCGCAACCGUCUGGGGGACAGCAGCUUUUCCCUUCUCACAGACAUGGAUGACGUGACUCAGGUCUACAAGAAAGCCCUAGAGAUCUGCAACAAGCUCAACUAGCAGAGGGAAGAUGGAAAAGGGAGGGAAGGGAGUUAUUCUGUGUACCUUUAUGGUGGAGUAAGCCAGGUCACUGAUUUGCUGACAAUGGGUUUUGAUUCAGAGGAGCUGACUGUACCUACUCAGCUGAACUCCUAGUGAAGUAGCCCUGAAGCCAUCUCACACUUCUCUAAUUUUGUGUCCUCAAAAUAUUACCUACCUGACAGAGAAAAACCUUUGAUUUUUAUAUCUGUGAUGAAAGUACAUCAGCAGCUAGCAGACAAAAGCAUUGAGAUUUGAUSGCUCAAAGUCAAAGCUAGACAGAAUUAAAACUGGAAGUGAGKGACACACGUUUUGAGAAGUUUGUAAUAAAGUUUAGAUAAGCUUUAUCAAGAGAUGAGCUGAAUUCUUCAAGUCAAAUUUGGUUGCCUCUUAGAACAAGAGGCUUUAUUUCCCCCUGAAGUUGUUCAUCUGGGYACAGAGAUUGCACAGUGGGAAUCUUUGGCUUGUGUUACACAGGAGGCCAGGCUGGGUGGUUGCCCUGGUCCCUUCCACCAGGAUGAUCUGRGGGGUUCUGAACAUGUUCUAAGAUAAUUUGAGAGACUCGCCCCAUAAACACCUCAUGAGGUGUUUGUGGACAAGUGAUGGAGCAGACAUUCAUAGCUGGACCUCCCACAUUGUCCAGAGCCAUUGAGCAGAAAGUUCUAAAAUUGUUUCCAACUACUGCUCCUCCCAGCAAAAAGAAAGCCAGAAAUGUGAACUGGAAGAAAUGGGUGUUAUCAGCAGCUAAAUGACCUUUUAAGGCAUUUCAACCCAUGUGUUCAAUCUGUGACUCUUUCAGAACAUACAGCCAGAUGAAUGCCCAGAUAAAGAUGCAUCUGACAAAGGGUCUCAAGGACUAGCUCACCCUUCAAUCUAGAGUUCAGUCGCUGUCAGCAAAUGGUGCCACCUUGCUGCUAGCUUGUAGCAUUUGGGAGUGACAGUAGUUUGUGACCAGAAUGUUAGGUAAGGAAAAGGUUGUAGAAUGUAGGAAAGGUUAGAGGUCAGGAAGUUAGCAGAAAGAUGCYUUUUUCAGAAUGAAAAUGUUUCUAGGUUGGUGGUAAUGGAGCAGAAAGAAUUGAGUGAUGAAAUGGUAGAUUUAAUAACAGAGUUAGCAUUAGAACUGUGGGCCUGCCUCUAUCUAGUGUAGCUGGUACUGAGYGUGCAGUUUGUGAGAGCAGUUUGAAAAAAAAGGAUAUGUGUUUGUGUUCUCAGACAUAUCCAGCUAUCCAGACCGAAGGCUUCUACUCCCAUAAAGGUACCCAUGGGUCUACUGGAUUAUCUGAAUGUAAGCCURUGUGAAAGGCACUGUGUGUUUGACAGGCCUGGGCAAACUGGAAUCUUCAGGCCCGUUUCAGUCUCAUUUCCAUGAGCACAGAGCCCCUGGCUUUCUUGGAGGUGCACUGGUGUGGUUAAAUCACAGGUUUCAGCCUAUGACAUCAAAUGAUCCACAGCUGCAAAAUUUGUAUCUACACUCAUACCCAGAGCAGAGGGGCAUGGGGCAAGUUCUGGUCUCCUCCUGCCCUGGAACUGGAACUAAAGCAGAGUUUGACCCACUGUGUCCCAAACCCUAGAGAUGGUGCAGAAUCCGAAUGGAGUACCCCUCUGGGGAUUCCUUGGAAUCGGGGAUAAGUCCAUAUAUCAUUGGCAUCUGGGACAGGGAGCUAUUUCACUUGCAGAUUCCUCUUCCUCAGUUAUCAUGGUACUUAAAUCUGCCAAUUCCUCUUAAAAAUCAAGUGGGCUGCCUUGCAUAAAGAUGAACCAACUUGAGUUUUCUAAAUCAGUUUAUCUGCCUCUGCGGAGAGCCUUUACCUAUUACUUAUUUACUUACACUGGACCAAAUUUGUCUCUGAAAUGAAUGGAAUCAAUACCAUGAAAUCUCUGAGAGAUGUGCUCUCAGGCAGUCAAGUGAAUCUGGCUCAUGUCAUGUGCUCAGGAAGGGCAACUGCAGGUCACUUCUCCACAGAUGUGCACCUCUCUGUAAAAUACUCAGACAUCUCAUCUUCUCUCACAAGCCCUGCAUGUGCUCUUUUACUCCAUCCCAAACCCGUUUUGCAGUGUGUUGAAUUAAGGUUUGCUGUGGUGCAUUUUAAACAACUCGCCRUCAUCUCCAUGGCCUUUCUGAAAGGAGGGAGGAUGUUCCUUGCAGCCACAGCUUKGAGCUCAAAACUCACACCCUGUGCUGUGAGAGCUGCAUCCUCCACUGCAGUCUGUCACUUCGGUGGGGUUGAGCUCCUUCCCUGCACCUUGAGUGCAUUUAUAGGGUUUUCAGGAUGAAGGGAACUCAGCUGGCCAUGGCAGGGAAGUCAGGAGCACCCCAGAAGCUCCAAUCUCCAAGGUUUUUACCCAUGUCUGCUUCCUUGUGUACAAAUGUGAAUGAGUGAGUGACUGCUUGCUGCCAAACUGGAAAUGUUUUGUAGGGAUUUACUGGCAUGUUACUGGCAUGUUACAUGUUUACUGGCAUGUUAUCAUUCCUAGAAGAGAAGAAGAAAAAAAAAAAGACUUGACUGCACAUUGUUACUAUUAGUGUUGUGAUUCUUAUUUAAUUUUUUUUGUAAUACAAAAUCAACUUUUUUAUUUGAAUUUUUUUUUUUUAUUUAUUGGUCURAAAGCCAUUUCAAAGUUAUAAUAAUAUAUUUGGUGUAAUUUAAUUGGUGCAACAUUAUUUUACAGCUCUGGCCAAAAUUGUUUGGUGUUAUUUUUUGGGUUUUUUUGUGUUUUUUUUCUCCCAGUCCUUGGUUGGUUUGAGCUCUAUGAGGCACACAGGGAAAAACGCUGGAUAAUCACCCGAAGUGUUUGUAUUUUUAAUCUGAUACUGUUUUUUAUUAAAUAAAAUGAAAUUAAUGUAAC
Messenger RNA from Malurus melanocephalus (red-backed fairy wren), 4800 nucleotides. It is a transcript of the gene NUAK1, whose product is annotated as NUAK family kinase 1. NCBI's taxonomy places the organism in Eukaryota, Metazoa, Chordata, Aves, Passeriformes, Maluridae. Bases 10 to 1935 code for a protein of 641 amino acids. Gene Ontology annotation, cellular component: cytoplasm. The transcript is spliced from 7 exons. Gene Ontology annotation, molecular function: ATP binding; tau-protein kinase activity; protein serine/threonine kinase activity. Gene Ontology annotation, biological process: intracellular signal transduction; microtubule cytoskeleton organization; protein phosphorylation. The record is from RefSeq and is a predicted model, not a curated record.